AGCGUAGUGGCGAGUGAGGCACUUCCCUUCUAAUCGCUUGCUCCCGCCUUCUCCCCAGCUUCCACCCAGCUCCAUAUCAAGCACUUUACCGCAGUCUCUUCGCUCCCAUCAAUAUCCGACGCCCACAGAUUCUGCGACAAAGUCCACUGUCUGAUCAAGCGCACAAAGAUCAGAGGCAACACGUCUCACGAUGGGUUGGUUCAGUUCCACCCCAAAAGCCAGCUCCAGCACGAGCGCUGGCGGCAACACCGACAACGUUCCAACCCGCUCAGCCCGUCAAGCCUGCUGGUCAUCUCGCGACGCUUAUUAUUCCUGUCUCACAUCCAAAGGUAUUCAGGUACCUCCCGGUACGGACAUUACCAACGAGGGUAAAGGACCCAUCGGGAAAGCCGCACUUGAAGAGCAGAGGAAACGCGGAGCAGUGAAUGUGGAGGAGGAGCGGAGCAGAGAUCCUUGUAAGCACCUGAGGGACGGGUAUGAGGAACAUUGCGCUAGAAGCUGGGUGGAAUACUUCAACAAGCGAAAGGUGCUCGAAGAGAGGCAAAAGCUCAUGUUCGCACAGGGCGCCAUUCCAGCCGGCUCCGGUCCCGCCCCCGGUGCUGGUCCAGCAUGAUCUCAUCGAAUUGGAGGGCAUACAGCGAUUGACCACGAAUCACUGGUAUUGGGAAGGGCGCAUGGCCGCAUAUCUUCGACGAUGGAUGGCUUUCACUGCCCUCUGAUGCAGUGCGGCAUGUGUUGGAUGUGUGCGCGUCAGGUCCACGCUUUCGAAUGCCUGCCCGACCGCACGAGUGAGCUCGGUUCGGCAUGCCUCCCGCAAGAGAAGCUUGUCAGAUGCGUGUUCGUCUCACGACCGUCAUCACUCAAUUGUCUCAACCACCACACAAGUUCGACAAAUCUCGCGCACUGUGCGGGUAGCCCACACUUUAGUAUUUGAUCCCUCUGACUGAAGAAGCUCUGGCGCGCAAAAAAAGUCUACAAAGCAUGUCCUCAUUGCAGAGCACGUCAUCUUCACGAAGACUUCUCCUUUACGGAUUCAAUGCUGGCGCUCUUUUUCGCUUCUGUCUGAGAUUGCUUCUCUGUCGGCUUUGCACUCUUCGUAUCCGAUGAGGCCG
Ceraceosorus guamensis is the source of this 1112-nucleotide messenger RNA. RefSeq lists its product as hypothetical. Bases 191 to 613 code for a protein of 140 amino acids. NCBI's taxonomy places the organism in Eukaryota, Fungi, Basidiomycota, Exobasidiomycetes, Ceraceosorales, Ceraceosoraceae. The record is from RefSeq and is a predicted model, not a curated record. The transcript is spliced from 2 exons. Gene Ontology annotation, cellular component: mitochondrion; respiratory chain complex IV.